Scleropages formosus (Asian bonytongue) is the source of this 2362-nucleotide messenger RNA. Its product is annotated as homeobox protein Dlx1a. The record is from RefSeq and is a predicted model, not a curated record. NCBI's taxonomy places the organism in Eukaryota, Metazoa, Chordata, Actinopteri, Osteoglossiformes, Osteoglossidae. The coding region runs from base 1544 to 2308 and encodes 254 amino acids. The transcript has 4 exons. Gene Ontology annotation, biological process: cell differentiation; negative regulation of transcription by RNA polymerase II; embryo development. Gene Ontology annotation, molecular function: RNA polymerase II cis-regulatory region sequence-specific DNA binding; DNA-binding transcription factor activity, RNA polymerase II-specific.
UUCCUCUGACUGAUGCCUGCUGUUGUGGCUUUAUUUUUAUAUCCGCACAGUUUGAGUUCACCAUUGUGGUGACAGGUGUACUCCGACCAAGCUGCCCAAUAAAAGCUCUCAGACUCGUGAGGAUGACUGAACGCUUUCAGAUGGCAGUGAACUUUCACUCCCCCCCCCUAUUUUUUCUUUCUUUUCUUACAGCGUAUUAACCUAUCUGUUGCCAAACGAUGGUAACCUAACCUUUUCUAAUUGUAUAGAUUCUUUAAAAUUUGCUCAGUUUGACCAAGUAAGUGCGGAAUAGGCUAGAUUCAUGAAUGCAUUUGGUAAUUUGCGAUAUUUCCUGACUUUAUUAGUGCCGCACUCGUGUGUUUUUCUGCAUACGAAGGCCGACAUUGCUGCGUUCGGUCACGGGAGAAACGGUGCAGCGAUUUGGCUUAGCUCUCCAUCAUCUUUUCCGCGUCGUUGCCGUGCACAGUCAACUUAUGUUGGCCGGCGUUCUUCACGUCCUUUAUUAGCGAGGAAAACACAAGGUGUGUUAACCUGGAGCCCACCGAGGAGCGGCAGAUUUUGCUACCUCGCACAUAUUUGUCAUUCGCAGUCGGAGUUUGCAGCCACCAUAAUCAGGUUUCAGAUAAUGACAUGACAGAGACCCUCUCUCAUCCACGGUGGGCCUGCGAUAAACCAAACGUUAGGAUUAUAAUUAUUCCUUUUAUCAGUAUUAUUAUUACUACUGUUAUUAUUAUCAGCACUAUUUUCGCUGCUGUCAAGGGAUCCCUUGUGCAAGUACCUCUUAUUCAAAGAUGAUUUCUGAUUUAAAUUGCCUCAAAUUGGUCGGUCUAAAAAGGGACGCUAAAGUGUAACGUUUGCUUAUUGCACUUAGUAUUUAUAUUGAACAGCUCCCCAAUACCGGAACGUGUGGCCAUCGGAGCGCUGGAGCGCUGGAGCGCUGGAGCGCAGCCCUCGCCUCGCAGGCCGACACAGUGCCGGCGGAGCUUGAUGAACACUUCCAAAAGUUGCUGCUUCUGCGUCUUUCGCUUCAAUUAUGUAAUUAGGUUGAUAAUCACAGUGACGGAAUUUAACUGCCUUUAAUUUGUGGUUCGUGUGGAGAGUUUGAGCAGCCGGUGGAAGAAGAGAGAGGCUCUCCGCUCCUUCUCCGCUCCUUCUCCGCUCGGGCUCCAUCCACUGCAGCAGGCGGAGGACGAAGGAGAGCAGGAGCUCCAAUGGAUCUGCGGACAUCAGCAGCGCAGCAGGACAGUGACGAGCGGUGCCGGUGGUCCUCCGGACUCAACCCCAGAACCACCAAUUGGAGUCAUUCCUGGAGGGAGUGGACCAAUCAGCGGCCGUCUUUGAUGAAUAUUCAUGAGUCCUCGAUUCAAACCUUUGAGGCGAGUUUGUGUGGAUCCACAGCAUCAUGCGUGGACUUUUCACGGAGACAAACUACAUUUUCUUAUGAAUGGAGGGAGAAAAAAACAGAUCGGCUUAAAUUGGGAUCCAUCCUUCACUGAGAUCAUAGAAGAAAACAAAAAGGAGGAGAGGAGAUCAGCCAGAAGAGAUGACAAUGACUACAAUGCCAGAAAGUCUUAAUAGCCCAGUCUCAGGAAAGACCGUCUUCAUGGAAUUCGGGCCACCGAGUCAGCAAAUGUCUCCGUCCUCUAUGUCCCACGGACAUUAUUCCAUGCACUGUUUACAUUCGGCUGGUCAUUCUCAACAGGACAGCUCGUAUGGCACAGCUUCAUCCUUCUCCAGAUCUCUGGGUUACCCAUAUGUCAAUUCAGUUGGCAGCCAUUCCUCAAGUCCAUAUUUAAGUACAGUACAGUCCUACCAAAGCAACCCGACAUUAACACAGACGCGGCUAGAAGAAACAGCGCCGGAAGCGGAGAAGAACGCCGUGGUGGAAGGGGGAGAGGUGCGGUUCAACGGGAAAGGCAAGAAGAUCCGCAAGCCGAGGACGAUCUACUCGAGUCUGCAGCUGCAGGCUCUGAACAGGCGCUUCCAGCAGACACAGUACCUCGCGCUGCCGGAGCGCGCCGAGCUCGCGGCGUCCCUGGGACUCACACAGACACAGGUAAAGAUUUGGUUUCAGAACAAACGGUCGAAGUUUAAGAAGCUGAUGAAGCAAGGAGGGGGCUCCAUCGACGCCAACGCCCUGGCCAAUGGUCGCGGACUGUCCGCCGGUUCUCCCUCCGUGGCCCCGGUGUGGAACACGACGUCCACGGUGAAAACGUCCACGGGCACCGCGAGCCCCUACAUCCCCAGUUACACCUCGUGGUACCCCAGCGCACACCAAGAAGCUAUGCAGCAGCCUCAGCUCAUGUGAAGGCAGACUGUUGACCCCGCCCCCUACUCCAAGCCCCCAACCCCCAAGCCCCAG